This is a messenger RNA of Rotaria sp. Silwood2, 1086 nucleotides long. Lineage: Eukaryota; Metazoa; Rotifera; Eurotatoria; Philodinida; Philodinidae. The record is from the annotation of a GenBank genome assembly.
AUGUGUUUGGUUCUCUUCAUAUUGUUUUGUUCUUUCGUUUUUACUGAUGGAAGACACUUCAAUGGAGGAACUAUCAGUUGGGCACCCAUUGAUCCUUAUGAUAAUUCCACUUCAGUUGGUAUUACUAUUACACAGUCUUAUUCAUGGACAUAUCCAUACAUACAGUGUGCCACAAACGUGCCAAUAUCGACUGGUACAUUUAGUGGUGCGAACACUAAUCUGAUUUGUGCUGUUGACUGUUCAACUGAUGGUGGUUAUUCUAGUGCACCAAUUGAUAUUCUCACUGAUUGUACAUCAACUAAUUUAUCAUUGAAAAUGAUGACAAGUCAACGAUCGAAAAAUAUAACUCUGUCUGCUGAUGCACAUUUUUAUCUAGCGUACAGAGGAAGUGCCUGGGUAGCAUUAAAUGAUCCUGCUGAACAAGGUCUUGACUGGUCUAUUUUAACACAUAUUGAUCUCCGAAAACGGCCAGAUGGUUUAAUUAAUACUCCACCUGUUGCCAAAGUUGUUUCUCCACAAUAUGCCGUUGUAAAUAGAACAAUACAAAUUAAUAUUCCUGUUUCGGAUGCCAAUGCUGAUGAUGACGUACGCUGUCGUUGGUCAACAUAUACAGUUGGAUCUCGAAGACGAAAACGAUCCGACAAAGAAGAACAUAUUAAGCAUCUACCUGAUAUUAAUUUUUAUAAAAAAGUAGCCAGUGAUAGAGAACUGAUUCAUAUUAGAAAAAAAAGAGACUGUCCCGACGGUUGCAACGCUACUUGUGCAUAUGGCUGUGCAUGCAGCUGUACUGGUUGUGUUUCCACAGCAUGUAGUGGUUCGACAUGUAAUGAUACUGGAGGGUGUGCAAUAGAAGUCGUUACGAAUACAAUCGAGACGGCAAGCACGACCGACACGACAACCACAACAGAUAUGAUAACCACAACCGAUACGACAACCACAACCGAUACGACAAGCACGACCGACACGACAACCACAACAGAUAUGAUAACCACAACCGAUACGACAACCACAACCGAUACGACAAGCACGACCGNACCACAACCGAUACGACAAGCACGACCGACACGACAACCACAACAGAUAUGA